AAAUAUAGCCUAGGUAUGAAUGGCUCUUGGCUGUAGCAGCGACUUGACCUCCACUUCAACAGACCUGACCUCAGACAUAAGCAUAAACACAAACAAACCUUCACCUUUCUCUGCCUUCCGUUACCCCUCGGUUCCCCAGGUGUCGGUGUGGAGGGCCCUGUUCGGCAAGGACAAGCUGGAGCAGGCCAACGACUACGACAAGAUCUACUAUAUCAUUGAGAAAGAGCCCCUGAUCAACGCCUUCACCUCGGUGCCCAAAGAAAACAGCACGCUCAACUGUGCCGCUUUCACCGGGGGCGCGGUGGAGGCCAUUCUAACACACAGCGGCUUCUCCGCCAAGGUCACGGUGCACCGGCACAAGUGCACCACUCUCAUGAUCAAGUUUGAUGAGGCCGUCAUCGCCCGAGGCAAGGCACUGGAGGGAAGGAAGCUAGUUGAAAGUACAGUAUUCAUUCAUUCAUUCAUUCAUUCAUUCAAAGGACCUACUCUAGAGGCAGAUGAAAGGGAGGAGUAGCAGUAUGGACAGAGAGGAGUGUGGAUUGAGCAGCUCAGUGAUGUGCUAGUAGUUCACUGGUGAAAAAACAGAAAUGGUCACAAAUGAAUGCACUUCAUCCUGGACUGGUUGUUCAGCAAGAUGUCAAAUGGAAUCCCCUGAUUGAACAGAAUAAUAUA
Oncorhynchus gorbuscha (pink salmon) is the source of this 672-nucleotide messenger RNA. RefSeq names its product trafficking protein particle complex subunit 5-like. Bases 20 to 514 code for a protein of 164 amino acids. Gene Ontology annotation, cellular component: TRAPPII protein complex; TRAPPI protein complex; TRAPPIII protein complex. Gene Ontology annotation, biological process: endoplasmic reticulum to Golgi vesicle-mediated transport. The record is from RefSeq and is a predicted model, not a curated record. The transcript has a single exon. Lineage: Eukaryota; Metazoa; Chordata; Actinopteri; Salmoniformes; Salmonidae.